AUGGUGUCAUUCAUUGUACAUGCAUCCCUCAGGCGGACGAACUGGCUCCAGCCCCCCACCCCCAUCCUCGCCCCCUUUAAUCACUCUGCCACAUCCCAGAACUGGCUCCAGUCCCCCACCCCCAUCCUCAGCCCCUUUAAUCACUCUGCCACAUCCCAGAACUGGCUCCAGACCCCCCCCCCCACCCCCAUCCUCACCCCCUUUAAUCACUCUGCCACAUCCCAGAACUGGCUCCAGCCCCCACCCCUAUCCUCACCCCCUUUAAUCACUCUGCCACAUCCCAGAACUGGCUCCAGCCCCCCCACCCCCAUCCUCACCCCCUUUAAUCACUCUGCCACAUCCCAGAACUGGCUCCAGCCCCACACCCCUAUCCUCACCCCCUUUAAUCACUCUGCCACAUCCCAGAACUGGCUCCAGCCCCCCACCCCUAUCCUCACCCCCUUUAAUCACUCUGCAACAUCCCAGAACUGGCUCCAGCCCCCCACCCCCAUCCUCACCCCCUUUAAUCACUCUGCCACAUCCCAUAACUGGCUCCAGCCCCCCACCCCCAUCCUCACCCCCUUUAAUCACUCUGCCACAUCCCAGAACUGGCUCCAGCCCCCCACCCCCAUCCUGACCCCCUUAAAUCACUCUGCCACAUCCCAGAACUGGCUCCAGCCCCCACCCCCAUCCUCACCCCCUUUAAUCACUCUGCCACAUCCCAGAACUGGCUCCAGCCCCCCACCCCCAUCCUCACCCCCUUUAAUCACUCUGCAACAUCCCAGAACUGGCUCCAGCCCCCACCCCCAUCCUCACCCCCUUUAA
Salvelinus fontinalis (brook trout) is the source of this 804-nucleotide messenger RNA. RefSeq lists its product as uncharacterized. Lineage: Eukaryota; Metazoa; Chordata; Actinopteri; Salmoniformes; Salmonidae. The transcript is spliced from 2 exons. The coding region runs from base 1 to 804 and encodes 267 amino acids. The record is from RefSeq and is a predicted model, not a curated record.